This is a messenger RNA of Rhodofomes roseus, 675 nucleotides long. Its product is annotated as NAD-P-binding protein. The record is from RefSeq and is a predicted model, not a curated record. Gene Ontology annotation, molecular function: oxidoreductase activity, acting on the CH-OH group of donors, NAD or NADP as acceptor. Bases 1 to 675 code for a protein of 224 amino acids. The transcript is spliced from 8 exons. NCBI's taxonomy places the organism in Eukaryota, Fungi, Basidiomycota, Agaricomycetes, Polyporales, Fomitopsidaceae.
AUGUCCCGUAUUGCUAUUGUCACAGGCGCAGCUCAGGGCAUAGGUGAGGCCAUUGCCAUUCGCCUUGGCGCCGAUGGACUCGAUGUUGUGCCAGUCAGCGACCUGCCUUCGAAGCGCGAGCAACUGGACUCGGUGGCCAACUUCGCAUCGAUGACAUGGGUCGUUGCUAUGAUCGACAAGACCGUAGAGACAUUCGGCGGUCUCGAUGUGAUGGUAGCGAAUGCCGGAAUAUUGAUGGUCAAGCCAAUGUUCGACACUUCGGUGGAUGACCUGAACACCAUCUUGUCGAUCAAUGUGCGCGGUGUCAUGUUAUGUUACAAGUACGCCGCCAUGCAAAUGGUCAAGCAGGACGCGGUGGACGGAUCAUUGGUGCGCACAGACCUUCGAAGCGCCCCGUAUCCAGCGACACUGAACCAAGGGUUUCAUUCGCAGCACAAGAUUACUGUCAACACAUACGCACCGGGGAGCAUCCUGACUCCAAUGAUCUUCCAUCCCGACGACGAGAAGAACGGUGGCCCGGCAUCCACCGGCAAGCUGGCUGUUGGAGUACCUCUGGAUACUCCGGACGCACAACCGACCGUCAUCGCUGACUUCGUGUCGUACCUGAUUCGACCUGAGUCAUAUCACAUAACUGGCCAAUCCGUCAACAUCAACGGUGGGAUGCUCUACGACUGA